AUUCCAGUCGAAGAGAAGUUCUUUCCAGUCUUAACUUUUGUGGAAGACGCAUCGUGUGCGCUGAAAAAUGUCUCAUCGCAAGUUCUCUGCCCCUCGCCAUGGAUCCAUGGCAUUCUACCCCAAGAAGCGCUCCCAGCGUCACCGUGGUAAGGUCAAGGCCUUCCCCAAGGAUGAUCCAUCCAAGCCAGUUCAUAUGACGUGCUUCAUUAGCUACAAAGCCGGAAUGACGCACAUUGUCCGGGAAGCUGAUCGUCCCGGAUCAAAGAUCAAUAAGAAAGAAGUGGUGGAGGCUGUCACUAUCCUGGAGACUCCGCCAGUUAUGGUUGUUGGAGCUGUCGGCUACAUCGAGACUCCAUUCGGAAUGCGUGCUCUGGCCACGGUCUGGGCUCAGCAUUUGUCCGAAGAGUGCCGUCGUCGCUUCUACAAGAACUGGUACAAGAGCAAGAAGAAGGCAUUCACCAAGUCCUCCAGGAAGUGGGCUGAUGAUCUCGGCAAGAAGACCAUUGAGAACAACUUCAAGAAAAUGGUUCGUUACUGCAAAGUCAUCCGUGUCAUCGUUCACUCUCAGAUCAAGUUGAUCAAGCAGCGUCAGAAGAAGGCGCACAUCAUGGAGAUUCAGCUGAAUGGAGGAACUGUGGAGGAUAAAGUGAAGUGGGUGAAGGAGCGCCUGGAGAAGCCGGUGCCCGUGAGUGAGGUGUUUGCCCAGGAUGAGAUGAUUGAUUGCAUUGGAGUGACCAAGGGCAAGGGAUUCAAGGGAGUUACGAGCCGUUGGCAUACCAAGAAGUUGCCCAGGAAGACUCACAAGGGUCUCCGGAAGGUGGCUUGUAUUGGAGCUUGGCAUCCUAGCCGAGUGUCCUUCACGGUUGCCAGAGCUGGUCAGAAGGGUUACCAUCAUCGUACGGAGAUCAACAAGAAGAUCUACCGUAUCGGAGCUGGAAUCCAUACCAAGGAUGGCAAGUUGGUCAAGAACAAUGCUUCCACGGAAUAUGAUCUGACGGAUAAGUCCAUCACGCCAAUGGGAGGAUUCCCGCAUUACGGAGAAGUCAACAAUGAUUUUGUCAUGAUCAAGGGAUGCUGCAUUGGACCCAAGAAGCGCAUCAUCACGCUGAGGAAGUCUCUGCUGGUGCAUUCCAAGAGAUCGGCUCUUGAGAAGAUCAGCCUCAAGUUUAUCGACACCUCCAGCAAGAUGGGUCAUGGACGCUUCCAGACUACAGCCGACAAGGCUGCCUUCAUGGGUCCACUCAAGAAGGAUCGCAUCCGGGAGGAGAAACUGCUGGCUGCUGCCUCAAAGACAGCUUAAGUUUACACUGGGAAUUGUGUAUUCUUUGCUAAUAAAGCAGAAGUUCAGGAAAA
This is a messenger RNA of Phlebotomus papatasi, 1353 nucleotides long. RefSeq names its product 60S ribosomal protein L3 (gene RpL3). Bases 68 to 1300 code for a protein of 410 amino acids. Gene Ontology annotation, biological process: translation; ribosomal large subunit assembly. The record is from RefSeq and is a predicted model, not a curated record. The transcript is spliced from 6 exons. Gene Ontology annotation, cellular component: ribosome; cytosolic large ribosomal subunit. Lineage: Eukaryota; Metazoa; Arthropoda; Insecta; Diptera; Psychodidae. Gene Ontology annotation, molecular function: RNA binding; structural constituent of ribosome.